Messenger RNA from Yamadazyma tenuis ATCC 10573, 696 nucleotides. It is a transcript of the gene MCU1, whose product is annotated as Mcu1p. Lineage: Eukaryota; Fungi; Ascomycota; Pichiomycetes; Serinales; Debaryomycetaceae. The record is from RefSeq and is a predicted model, not a curated record.
AUGACAAACCAUACGGAUUCCGAACCGCAAAGAAGACCAAACCCCAAAGGUUGGACCCAGCCCAAGGCUCCAUACAACCCAUAUGAUCCCACAGAUGUGCGCCCUCCAGAAGGGUAUCCUUCUGAGUUCAGUAUUCCGGGAAAUGCGCCAUCUGGAUUCUCCUCGAUUCCCAAAGAGGCCACCCAGUAUAAGAAAGUCAACCAAACCAUGAAAAAGCUCAACUAUACGCCCCGGCCACUAAGCGAAGUUUAUCCAGGCCAAUACAAGGUGUUACGAAAGAUUGAUACGUAUAAUCGGUUGAACAUAGGUAGUAAAUGGUUUGGGACAUUUCUUACCUCAACCCUAGUGAUAUAUGGGCUCUUUUUUUAUAGGUGGAACGAUGGCUAUGAGAAUGUCACUCUGGACUUCUACCGAGCACGGUUACGGUUGAAGGAGACCAUGUUGAGACUCACGGAUGAAGAGUAUAAUGAUUUGUACUAUCCUAAGGGCAGUAAUAUUGUUGUGAAGAAGGUGAGGGAUACUGAUUAUAUUCCUGAGGACAUCAGACGAACCAAGGAAGGGAGCAUGGCAUUGAAUAGACCGGCUGAAAGACAUGUUUUGGAGGCCCAGAGAAUCCAGCAGCAAAGAGAAGAAGCCAAGUUGAGAGAAGAUAGUGCGGUGGUGGAGAAGAAGAAGAGUAAGUGGUGGAUAUUUUGA